AUGGCCUCGUCGGCGACGAGAGAGGUGCUCAUGCUUGAGGCCCCGCCGCCGUCUGACCCCGCGGCGGGGCCGUGGCGCGCGGCGCCGGACGCGGAGGCCGUCGACGCGCUGCCCUACAUCGACGGAGACUACGGCGACGCGGCGGUGAAGCGGGAGGUCGACCGCCUCGUCGAGGAGGAGAUGCGCCGAGGGAAGCGCAAGCCCGCAGACUUCCUCCGGGACCUGCCCCCUGUUCCCACCGCCGGAUUCGAGAAUCAUCCUAUGCUUGCUAAAGAAUAUGAACGAGUUAGGGCUGGCAAACCUCCUUUUAUGCUAGAUAUGUCUCGCUAUGGUUUGGAGCCACCUCCAAUGAACAAGAGGAAUGAUGUUGGUGCCUGGAGGCAGGCUCUACGGAAUGCUCAGAGCCAAUUGCAGCAUCAAAUUAUAAGGAUAGAGAAUCUCGAGCUUAUGCUGAAAUAUGGUGUAGAUGUUUGGAAGCUCCAGAACAAACAAAUGGAAUCUGUUCUGUCUAGGAUGCAAAAGAUGGCUGUAGAAUACAAUGAAAGGAUAGAAAAUGUCAAUCGUGAGAGGAAGUUCCACCAGGUUACAAGCAUUGAUCUCUUUAUUGGGAAGUUUGAGUCAUGA
This is a messenger RNA of Miscanthus lutarioriparius, 624 nucleotides long. The record is from the annotation of a GenBank genome assembly. NCBI's taxonomy places the organism in Eukaryota, Viridiplantae, Streptophyta, Magnoliopsida, Poales, Poaceae.